ACGCGCGACCUCCACCAUCCGUCACGGGCACACGCCUAUCUUCAAGAUGUGAAGCACAUAUAUAGAUCCCGCUCGCUCCUAUUGGUCCCUCCAUCGAACGGAUGUAAGCCGAGCAUCAUCUGCUCGCUUCAUCUACACUUUUCCGGCGCUGUUUGAUGCGUGCUGAACGUGAGUUGAUGACCGCGUUGAGGCUCCCACUCAUGGGCAGCCACCUUGAGAAGCCAUCGCAGUUGGCUUGCCAAUCGGAAGAGAAGUCGCGAAGCAGACAUUCGCUUCCGAUGGACAGAUUUUGUGAAGGACAGAAUGCUUAUUUUGUCUAGCGGGUCAAUGUACAAGUUGUGGUAGCAGUACGAAACAAUAUACAGUGCAUAUGAUGGAAUAAGUUACAUACCGUAUAACAGGUAAGUAUGUGCAGCAAUAAAUCCAAGAGUAGCGUAGUCAGCAUGAUAACAGGACGACGGGCAGACAGAUGUAAUGGAGAUGACACACGACCCCAAGAAAACAUGUCCGUGGGCAAGAAAGGGAUGCGACAUCGCUCAGUACUCGUCGCCGCUGCCUUCGCGACGUUUAGCAUAGUAGCUGUCGGCCACGGCAGCAUAGGUCUCUGUCCCGUGAGCAUGCGCAGGGCCAACCAGGGGUGUCAACAACAUGCUGUUCGACGGAAGGCGCGCCCUGGGCGUGGACGCUGAGUGGUUAUACAUCUCAGUGGCUGAGCCCGAGCCACCCGAGUCAAUGUAUCCAUAAGCACUGGACGGUGAAUGCUGCUGACCCUGAUACAGAUCCAGCCGCGAAGACGACGUCCAUGGACCCGAAGCAGCCGGCCGGAAGUCUGCACCGCCGUAAGCCUGUGCCGUGUGCGCGUGAGCGUCCGGACUAUAUCGAAGCGGAUGUGUUGAUGUGUGGGCAUCGACGCCGUAAGCAUGAUGCGGUAAAGAGGCGGACAACGGCGGAGACAGACCGGACGCGGAGUGGUGCGAAAAUGAUCGAUGGUGGUGCGGGGGUCCAUGCAUGUAAGAGGGAGACUGGUACAGAUCCUCCCGUCGAAGUCCCAUCCCGAAACCCAUGCUCAUGCUUCUUCGCAACGCACCCGCGCCCGCCAUGGAGGAUGCCUCCGCCUCCUUCUUUGUUUUGCGCCAGAGCUUGCGCAGCUCCUUGAAUUCUGCGGACCAGUUCAUCAGACUAUCGCGUGCAGAAAAUUGAAUGAUUUACCCCCUGGGCUUCUCUUGGGUCCAUGCUUCUGCAUCUGAACGUGUGCAUUGAGAUGAUUCAGCGUGCCAUAGGCUUUGGUGCACUCUGGCCACGAGCAUUGAUACAGGCGCUCGAUCUCGUCGUAGCGGCGUCUUGGUCGUUUGCGGACGGCGUUGCCGGGCAGUGCCACGAACGAAUAUGUCUUCGAACUCGUAGGGUCGUCCACAGAGUGCUGCUGGGGGCUGCGCUCCCCUGGUAAUGCAGCUGGCAUUGCCGCAUUCGAUGACGAGGAUGUACCAGUUCCUGGCGGUGAAGGACCAUAGGUAUCCUCGCCCGCAGCAGUAUCGGCACCGCCCCGAAAAGCAAACUGUAGUGGUGGAGAAUUCGCGUAACCGCUCGCAAAGGAAGUUGGGAAGGAGGACAGAUUGAGAUUGUGCUCGACAGGUUCUUGUUUCCAUUCGGGAUGGGGGGCAGGAGAUGCGUAGUUAUGUCGCGAGAAGGGUGACUGCGGAGAAUGGGGAGACGCCGGGUAAGAAUAUUGUGACUGCAUGCGCUCUGUCGACGGGACAUAGUUGGCUGUGGGUUCAGACAAACGGCGGUCAAAGAUAUUGGAUGUGGAUAGUUUAGGCAAAGUCCCAUGCCGCGUUGGACGGUCCCCAAGCGAAUCCGCACAAGAUGAGGAAUAGGCUGGGAUCUGAAAACGAUCCUGGCCACUAGGCGCGCUGAGGGGCAUAGAGGACGCGUCGGGGGAGGGAGCGCUCCGAAAUGACCCUCGCCCUGAGGUGUAUGUGUAUGGAGGAACAUACGCGCCCACGGGUUGGCCGACUGUGCUGGAGGCCGUGUCCGAAGGGGAGCGCGACGCACGAGGCGCGUAGUGGUAAUUAGGCCCUGAGGGCGAGCCGGGUGUAUCGUCUUCCACCGUUCCAGAGGAUGAUCGCGAAAGCGGGGAGACGCUAUCAGCCACGAGCCGGUUUAUUUCUUGGAAGAGAGUAGCAGAGGAGCGGGGAACGGUCUGGGGGUCGGGCACGUCGUGAGUGUGGUCGAAGCGGGGCAGAUGAAGGGAAGGAGGAUGGAGGUGCGAGAGCAUCGCGGGGCAGGGCACGGAAGUGGACGGCGCGCUUUUGAGAGCACAUCUAAUAUAACACAAAUAAUCGAGAUAGUAUUCGGGGACCCAAUGGGGCUUCCUUGGAAGGCAGAUCGUGGGAAGAAAAGACGGAUGACCUCGGUUAGACCUGAUUCCAGAUCCGAGUCCCGAUCUGGACAGCAAGAUGGACGUCAGGUGAAGAUGGUCACUCCUGCAUCGUCCCGAGUUCGAAUGGAUUGUAUCCAGCACAGAGCUGAUCCCUUCUUCUACGCAGAACACCCGCGCUCUUAUCACGCAACAAGAACCGACGCUCGCUUCCACUGCCGCAACUUCCGAAUGCCGUUUCAGUCGCACUCGAUGCACCAGAGCACGAGAAAUACUGCUCAGGAACCGCUGCACACUCCAAACGUUUCGCUGCCCCAUCAAUGUCCUGCCUGUUCAUUAUGUGCUUAUGUGUAUGACAAUAUUCCCAGUCUCGGGCCCGAGUUUCAGCGGUACACAUCAGCGCAGCCCGCCCCAGUCGGGCACUCGCUCGCAGAUGCCAGGUGCGUGCCCGUUGGGAAAGCAGCGAGCACAUCACUGAUUGCUCAUCGCUCAGUGCCCAGCGUUUUCCGCGCCCAGAAAUACACCUUCCAAGCCACAUCAGGUCGCGUCCCGCUCAGCGCCUACAACCAGCACAAGCAAUUGAUAGCCUUCAAGCGAGGAAGAGCGGAUCAUUGCGGAUGGCUUGAGCAAGGCUCAGCAGAACCCAGUUGGAGUAAGUACAGUAGAAGGGCCAAAAAAAAACGCGCACACACGGGCGUUUUUCGCGGCACGGGUACACCGAAUUUCGAAAUAAAAUAAAAUAAUCUUGAUCUCUCGUGCCUGAAUAACGGACUGAGGUGAAAUGCAUGAUGGGGGCAAAGUCAAAACACCGCUUUUGGACGAGACAAGACCAAGGUCGAUCCCAGAUAGGUCGUAGAUAAGUAGUCAACCGCAGAUAAGUUGCAGGCCAGAGGAGAGCGGCACGUCUGCUGCUAUGUGAUGCCGCCCUGGCCGUAUCCUGGAUCUCCACUGUGCAGAUCAUGAGUUUUGAGCUGCCAGCGUUAUGAUAUGUCUGACAGAUGGAGAAAGUCAAAAAGGAAAAUAUCCCGAAACGGAAUAUGAUGACAACAUACGGGGGUCUUGUGAUUCAGACGGACCAAACGCCGAACGGAAAAGUGAACGAAGCCGGCCAAUCCCGACUAGUUAGCGACGCCAGGAACCUGAGCAGGAGGAGAACAUAGCAUGUCUGGGAAAGUUGUCGGCACUGUCAACCAGGGGAAGUGAAGCCCGGAGAUCAAAGGAGCAGAGGCACAAGAGAUAUCGAUGAUCAUUCGAUAGACAGCGGCCAAGGAUGGCGAGAGCGUGAAUCACUGGCAGAUAACAUGCAACCUGGUUGAGGCCAGACUGGUAUCUUGUAUAUUGCUUGAACGCCCCCGAGAAACAGGGACAUCGGGUGUCGCUCAGUGUGGGUGCGAUGGCGCCGAUCCGGAUGGGGGUUCAGAUUCGAUUCGAAAGGGUUUAUCAUCGGGGAACAACGAUCAGACAUGGACAAGAUCUCGUUGGUUCGCCGACUUUCGUUGAGGACAAGGGCCGGACCUAUACACCGGUGACAGGUGACUGAGUGGUCAAGCC
Mycena citricolor is the source of this 3928-nucleotide messenger RNA. NCBI's taxonomy places the organism in Eukaryota, Fungi, Basidiomycota, Agaricomycetes, Agaricales, Mycenaceae. The record is from the annotation of a GenBank genome assembly.